Molecule: messenger RNA, 1446 nt
Organism: Amborella trichopoda
Lineage: Eukaryota; Viridiplantae; Streptophyta; Magnoliopsida; Amborellales; Amborellaceae
Source: RefSeq, a predicted model, not a curated record
AUGGUCAUGGAUACUGUAUACGAUGGAUUCGAAUUUGAGGCCAAGAGCAAAGAAGACAAUUCAUGGCAUCCAUGUCGAGUCUCCUUCAGAUCCGGUUCUAUAUCCGGAGCAUAUCUCACUUUGGAAUUCAAAAGCUUUCAUCCAACCGAUUCCAUACUGAGUGAGAAAGAAGCUCUUGCACGUCUACGCCUGCUCUCUGUACCUCUGCAAAAUGGAAACUGUUUACAUAUUGAUGAAGGCAUGCAUAUAGUGGCAUUGCACAAGGGGCAGUCUAAGAACCUGUUCUUUGAUGCUAAAGUAGAAAAGGUAUGGAGGGUGAAGCACUCCCCAAGGAUCUUCUGCAGAUGUAUUUUUUAUAUCAGAUGGCUCAAUUGCAAUCUGAAUAAAGAAACAGUAAAAGUCCCAUCCAAUGCCAUCAGAAAAUUGCAGGAGAAAAGCAUCCAAACGCAUCCUUCCAUAAUUGCUUUUUUCAAGUCUAUGGAUCCAUCCAACAUUUCAGGCAUAACUUCAAGUGGAACUCUUUUAGAGGACAUGAAACCUGAAAAUAACCUCUAUUACAUGCUGGAUAAACAAAUAGAAGAGAUUAGCAAAUUGUUUGAUGAACCCAUGAAAGCAUACCUGGGAGAAAUUUCAUCAGGAUUUGGAAUUGGCCUCACUAAAAGUAGCAAGGAGCGCAGGGCACUUAGCCAUUCAAAUGUUAUCGUCAUGCAUGACUAUGGUCCAGAUUACCGGAAGAGCAUCACAAGAUCAACUAGAAAUAGAAAGGAAACCAUCUUGGAUCUUCUCAGUGACCAAGCUACCCCUCUUAUGAAUUAUCAAAAGAGGAGAACCUGCCUUAAUCCACUAGCUUCGCAAGCAGCCCUUGCUUCAUUGAUGUCUGAAUUUCAAAAAAAUACCAAAAAUUCUCAUUUUACAGGAUUAAAGGUUGUGGGCUUAGAAAACCCAUCUUCCCAAAACUCACAUGUUCUGUCAGAUGCCAACACCCUAAUAAAACAAAGAAAUGCUCAGAAGUGUAUGAGCAACUCUGAGCUGCAUGUUUCUAAUGGAGAUGGUGGUAAGUCAGAGAGGUUUUCUUUGUCAAAAGAGACUCCAUGCCUGCAAAUGAAGAAAGAGAGACCAGCAAGGUUGAGGAUUAUCAGAGAUGGAAACUCAAAUAGUUAUUUGAAAAGGAUGACACGUUCAUCCAUAAAUAGUGUUGAGGAGAACUCGUCUGGUAAGGCUAUACUUUCUAGUGAAUUACAUGAUACCAAUGAGUGCUAUGAUCAUGACACAACUGAGAGUGGAGAGACAUAUAAGAGAAAGCGCCUUUCUUUGACUUAUGAUAAGAAUUCAAGAGAUUCAGGGGGAAAUCGGAAGCGAAAACUAGGCACCAAAGCAAAGCCUGCAAUGCGGAGAUCCCCUCGCCUUCAGUUCCUUCCGCGCACCCGAUCACAAGGGAAGAAUUAA